Messenger RNA from Linnemannia hyalina, 7182 nucleotides. The record is from the annotation of a GenBank genome assembly. Lineage: Eukaryota; Fungi; Mortierellomycota; Mortierellomycetes; Mortierellales; Mortierellaceae.
AUGCCUACCUGGCCGAGGUCUAAUCAUGGCCCAGAAAAGCCCGCCAAGAUCAAGGCACCCAAACCACCCAAAGCGCCAAAACCACCUCCACCAGAGAUUGUCAUCAUGAUGCCCAGGCGGAGGAAGCAAGAGUUUGGAAUGGGCACCUUUGGAACUGAACCCAUGGAUACUAUUUCUUCGCCACCACGCCUUUCUUCGGUUGGGCCGGAACCAGAGCUGGGACCAGACCUGGAAGCAGAGGCUCAUUCGACGACACAUACCGCCCCCACCCCUACCAGUUUAUCUGAUCUUCGCCAGGACCAGGAUGAUAAUAGAGUUCACCAGCAACACGCAACAUUGACCCCACAGACUCCACAAACCGCCGUCAGCAGCGAUAUAAAUACUAGAGGUUACACCAACUCGACUGUACAGCAUAUACAGCAACAAGAACAUCCAGGGAACUUGCACCUGUCAUCCUUGCAACCGUUCGGGAGCAGCAGUGACAAUAGCAAAACCACCCAUAGCCACAACGGUCAGGUGCUCCGGGAUCAACUAUCACCGUCCUUCAAAACACCCGGCACUCCCGCCACGCCAGGAUCAACGGGGCUCGUUACCCCUCAUUCCAACCGCACAUCCUACUUUCCAGCAACCCCUGCAAGCGGUAACACCUCGACCACAACCUCCUCUGCUCGCUCAACAUCCACCGCCGCCUUUGGAGGCAACCACCAUCACCACCACCAGCUCCAGCAUGAAGUGAACAGCAGCAGUAGUACUCUCAAACGCAACAACAGCAACUCCCUCUCCGUCGUCGACAUCCCCUCUCGAGCUUCGACCCCUACUGCUACUUUUACCCCUGGCCCCGUUGUACCUGAAACAACUAAACGCUCUCGUCAUCUUCGAUCUGAUAUCCCCCCUGCAAUUGUUACCCGUGCGCAUUUCCCCCCUUCAACCUCCACUCCCACUACCUCCCAGCAUUACAACAAUAUCUACCAAACACCAUCUACCCCUCGCAUGCCCUCCGCCUUCUCAAACUCGACCCAUGAUAUCUCUUCUGCUUCGGGCAUUUAUCCAACCCCUGCAUCCUCCCUAGCGACUGCGACCACUAUGGCGACGCCCAAAACCCCCGGCUCGAUGAGCGAAUGGCGAAUGAUGCAGAUGCAGCUCCAACAGCAGGAUGACCUUCACUUCUCCCUCACUCUGCCCUCUGUCAGUGCGCUUUCGCUCAAUAUCCCAAAUAACAGGAUGACGAAUGCGCUGUCGUCUUCUUUUGGGCUGACUCCCGGGUCGGGGACUGGAUCUGGAGCCGCGUCUGUUUCAGGGGCCUCCUCUACGGGGUCAUGCUGCUGCUGUUGUGGUAACCUGCCGCCUCCUGCUGCGAAUGUUUCCACACCUGGGCCAGCAGGAGGAGGAGCGACCGUUCAGAGUUCGGGGUCCUCUGCGACCAUUGGUAAUGCGACGCCAGGACCCGACUCUGCUGCAACAACGACACAUCAUCACCACAGUUUCUUGCUGCACCCGAAUUCAUCGGCAAACACUUUGGCUGCGGCGGCAGCUCUGGCAGCAGGACCAGGACCGGGACCGGGAGCGGACGCAGGAGCAGCACCUACAUCGAGUGGACGCGGAAGCGAACCCCAGCAAGCUGAUUUGCAUAGCAGUGGUCAGUGUCUGUACAACCAUUGCAACUUGAGCAGCACAAGCACCGACUACUUUUCGACCCGUGACUGCCAGACCCAUGGUCAUGGACAGCAGCAGACAUAUUCACAUCCACACGCACACAACACGUCGUCGGGGUUGCCUCUUGCCGACAGCACCGCGACUCUUGCGUCAGAAUAUGCUGCCAGCUCAGUCGACCCAUGCGAAUCAGACAACGGACAUGGAGGAGCCCCUACUGCACAACACCAUGCUCAGCAUCAGCAUCAACAUCAGCACCAGCAUCAACAUCAGCAUCAACAAUUCCAUCACCACCAAUUGCAAUUCAAUAAUGGACACUUCAAUACACCGAGCUCUGCUGGGUCAGACGCUCCCUUGAAUAUGUUCAAGAACUACCCGUAUCUUUUGCGCUCAGCACCACCAGGGUCGGCUGUGGGUGGUAUCGGAAGCAAGAGGAGGCAGCACUGCAAGAACUGUACGCAUCACAAUCGGCGGCCCUCUGUUAGCGGAGCACUUUCUCCAUCCUCGACAGUCGGAGGAGUUCCGCAGAGUGUCCUUGGAGGGACUGAGAUGGAGACUACAGGGUCUGGCACAUCGAUUACAGGAUCCGCUGGACAACAUCGACCCUCUUCGCCCUCGCCGGGAUCUUUCAGGAACUUGUCGUCUAAACUGGCUGCCACCACUAUCCGCAAACUCUCGAUCUCGCAAAAGUCGUUGUUCAGCAGUAGCAAGGAGGAUCUGUUGGCGGGCAUCAAUUCCUGUCAUUGCUCUCAGGAGAACCCCAGUCGUGAAGACUUGAACGACGCCUUCGCUUGUGAGCCCUCGAAAGCAAACGGUGGUGGCUGUUGUUGCUGUGUGAACCAACAUGGCGCAGGAGGACUCGGCGACGGGUCGGUCUGCAGUGGAGACGGCAACUCAUCAGCAACACCGGGGAACAGUGGCAACAGCAAGGGACUAAAGAUGCCGAGCAAGUUGAGCCUUCGAGGACCCAGCAGCGCUGGUAGUGGAGGUGGAGGAAGUCGGUAUCGCAAGGACAAGAGCAAGAUUCUGCGCAAGUCGCGUGAGAUGGAGUACAACCUUUCCAGCCAGUUUGUCCGGGAGGAGUUUGCACAGUACAACUAUGAGCGUCAGAUCGAGGACUUUCAACGGGCGGCGCGUGUCUUCAAGGAACAGAAGGCUCUCACCACAGCGGCGGCGGCUGCUUCAAUUGCGGCAGAGGCACGAGUGGCGAUUGCGGAGGCGACACAGGCAGCAGCAGCGGUGGCGGCCAAGAACAAGAAGCAACAAUCGUCGUCAUCAUCGGCGGUUUCAGUUGCGGUUAGCACCAUUCAGGAGGCGGAGGAGGACGCGAACGACAGGAAGGAGACGACGAACCGACAUAGUACCCAUUCCAACGAGGGCAAUUCAAAGUCCCGUAAAAAGUCGACCACCUUAAACACACGGUCAGCAGGGAUCCUUCGGUCAGUCUCUCGUCCCCAGCGUCGCGUUGGAUCCAGCACAGUUUCGGCGUCCAGCGCCAAGUCGUCAUCUCGGAAGGGCUAUGGCAGUAAUGUUGGAGGAGUGAGCAUUCAUGGCUCCCGAGGCAGCAGCAUCCACACUGGCAAGAGCGAUGCAUCCUAUCUGGAACUCGGUCAGGUCGGCAUGGGCAUGGGUACGGACCUGAAGCUCCCGGGACUUGGACUCGGCAGCGGAUUUGGGUUCGAUGCCAUGAACUUUGAGCCCCUUUCGGAUAUGUCUUUAGCUGGAAGGCAGAGCAUGACCCAGAGCAAGGAUUUAUCCGCAAUCGAUGUGUACUCGGCAACGAUUUCUCAUGACCGCAGCGAGGAAACGGCGGCCUUUGAGGAUAUCCCGUUGCGCGAGAUGGCUUUCUCUCUACCUCUUUCUCGUCAUGGCAAUGGCAAGGACUCGACGAUCAAGUUGCAGGAGGAUGUCCACAGUCUCAAGGGUCGACCCUCCAACGUCAGUCAGGAUUCUCGAGGAGGUUUCAUCGGUGCGUCAGCAGCAGGAGACGCGGCCAAGAAGGGUGAUAUUACACGGACUGGACGGUCGGUGCAUUCAGUCUGCAGUGUCGACACAGUCUCGCAACAAAUCUCGGCCCGCCACCACCAACACAGUCGACUCGCCCACCUCAGCAAUGUGGCAAGUCUGCAUUCUCAAUCUCAGGCGCUGCACUCUAACUGCGAAACAGCUGUCGGUAGCGGCCCUGGUGGUUGUGCUGCUGUUUCAGGAGGACCUGGUCUGGGCGCUGGACUUGGUGGCGGAUCAGCAUCAAGUGCCUUCCAAAGUGCCACUGGAACCAUCCUCGAGAACUCGCCCAUCCAGGUUGUCCGCGCUACUGUCGGAACCGUUGACGACUCUUCGCUGCCCUGCUUCACCUUUCGGAUGUGGACUCUCUCGACAGUCUUUGUGGUCAUGGGCGCGGCCAUUGCCGAGUACAAUUUUUUUCGGAGCAACUCGGCCUACUUUUCGAUCUACUUUGUCCAGCUUGCGUCAUAUUUUUGCGGGAAGGCUAUGGCUAGGUGUCUGCCUACGCGUGAGUUUGAGCUUACGAUUCCUGGACUCAACUGGCUUUUGAAUCGGAGACGCCAUGGCAGUGCUUGCAAUGCUGGCAAGGAUGCAAGCGAUGAGGAUGAUGUUGGCGUCAACUCGGACAACAGUACCUCGAGCGGUGAAAGGCGAUUUGGGUCUAAUGUCACCAGAGGACCUAUUCGUGGCACCGACAGGAAUGGACUCGGACGAUCCAACAUCACGAGCACCAAGAGGGGAUUCGGUAGCGGACUUGAGGCUCCGGCUCAGCAACGGAGGCGGAUCUCGUGGAGGUUUACCUUGAACCCGGGAAAGUUUAACAUGAAGGAGCAUAUGCUCAUCGGUGUCGCCGCCGCUGCUGGAUGUUCGCCCGCAUAUGCGACGAAUGUGCUGGCAAUUCAAGAUUUAGUGUUUGCUCUGCCCCUGGGUUCGCUGACUGGAAUCGGUCUUGUUGUUAGUUCGCAGUUGAUCGGCUUCAGCAUGGCGUGGCUGUUGUUCGACUAUGUUAUCAAGCCCUCGGUGAUGAUUUGGCCAUCUACGCUUGUGAACGUGUCGCUGUACAACACUUUGCACGAGCACAAGAUUUUGACCCGUUGGUUUACGAGGAUGCAGCUGUUUUGGUAUGCGUUCUUUGCAGUGUUCAUCUACCAGUGGCUCCCCAGGAUGUUCAUGCCGGUCUUGACGUCGAUGGCUCUCCUCUGCUGGAUCAACCCCUCCAGCAACGUGUUGAGGAAGCUGGGCAGUGGGUACAUGGGCCUUGGCAUGGGGUGCAUCUCACUCGACUGGUCCAUCAUCAGUGGCGUCGGUCCUCUCUUCACACCUUGGUGGGCGCAAUGCAACUUUUUCGUGGGGCUAAUCCUUAUGCUGUGGAUAAUCACGCCGAUCGUCUACUUUGCCGACUACUGGUCUGCAAUGUCAUAUCCAAUCGUCUCCUCCAACCUUUUCGACAAAAGCUCCGAGCUCUACGAUGUCUCGCAGAUCGUCAACAAGGACCUAUCGUUCAACAUCACAAUGUACGAGAGCUACUCGCCCAUCAUCAUGACGCCUUACUUUGCUAUCACCUACGGAACCAGCUUCAUGGCCGUCAUUGCGACAUUUGUCCAUGUCUCGCUCUACUACGGAUCUGACAUUUGGCUGAUUGCCAAGACACGGUUUACACGGAAAGUCGAUCGUGUUCAGGCGUCGCCUUUUGUGAAGUCGCUCAAGGUCUUGUUUGGCGAAGGAUCUCAGUAUGAAUCUGGACAUGAGACAUCUCAGUCGAGGACUACUGGACACGCAUCUGUCACGGAUCCAGGACAUGCGUAUAUUGGUCUUGAGGGCUCGCCGUUGGGUGGACAAAGGAACAGCGAGUCGGUGUCGUUCAGAAACGAGGUGGUAGAUGGUGGUACUGGGAUGGGCGGGAUCUCUGGGUUGGAAUCUGUGGAUAAUAGGAGCUUUACUCACUCACCGCAUUACCGCCAGAUGUCACAGCCGUACCAUCAACACCAGCCUCAGUAUCAGCAUCAGGAUACGUUGUUCUCCUCGGGACUUGGACAGUCGUCUGGGUGUCCCUCGCAGCAGAAAGCCAACCACUGUGUGGAUGAUCGAGACCAGAUCCCGACCGAGAUGUUUGGUACCGAGGAUAUCCAUACCUCUCUCAUGCGUACCUACCCAGAGAUCCCAGGAUGGUGGUUCGGGAUCUUAUUUGUGAUCUGCUUUACGAUGGCGGUGUUUGUGUGUAUCACUUCUGACAUCCGCUUGCCCGUGUACGCUCUAAUUUUGGCAUUGGUUCUGGCCGCUGUGUUUGCUAUCCCCAUGGCCAUCAUACAAGCCCUCUCCAGCUCUCAAGUUGGUCUCAACGUCCUCAGCGAGGUCAUUUGUGGCUAUCUCUUGCCUGGAAACCAGUUGGGAAACUCGGUAUUCAAGUGUUACAGCUACAUGGCCCUCUACCAGUGUCUGAACAUGACACAGGCGUUCAAGCUGGGCCACUACAUGAAGGUCCCCCCACGCAAGAUCUUCAUUACGGUGAUCUAUGGUACUCUUGUCGGUGCUUUUGUCAACCUUCAGGUCUUGGACUGGGUCCUGCAGCAUAACCGUAAUGCCUUGUUUGAUUCCAACCCACACAGUGGAUGGUCGUUCAGGAACUUGGACCUGUUCUUCUCGGCUUCUCUCCUCUGGGGCGCCAUCUCCCCUAAACGGCUCUUUGAACAAGGGUCGAUCUAUCAUUUCCUGCCCUACUGCUUCUUGAUUGGAAUCUUUAUCCCGAUCCCGUUCUAUGUCAUGUACCGCCAUUACCCGCCUUUUGGGACCAUGUGCAAGGGAGACUCUUGGUUCUUCUUCUUACCUAAGUGCACAUGUCCUACUGCUGCUGCAGAGUCGACAACGACUGGUGAGGAGGUGGUGGAUGGGCAGAUCCGGAUGCAGGAUAUUGGGAGAGGUGGUCUUGGAGGUGAAGGGGCGGCGGGGCCAGAGUCGGCGGAGAGUAAGAUGGCCAAGAAUUUGGAGGCUGGACAUGCAGCCGGGUGCUGGCCUUUUGCGCACCGCCGCAGUAGCGGUGGCAGAAGUGCCGGUGCAGGACAGGAUAAAGCCCUGACUGACAAAUCUGCCGACUCUACCACCACCACCACCACCCCUCAACACUCUCCUAUACCCGCCCCAAUCCCACCAACUCGUCCACCACACACAUACUACGGCCACCCAGAAAGCGUCUGGGACAACCGCCUCCGACGUGUCCCCUGGCACCUCAUCAACACCCCUCUCAUCUGCGUCGGCGCCAGUUUUGUGCCCCAAGCGCCCGCGUCUUUUGUCACAUCCGCAGGACUUGUCGCCUUUACUUUUGCGUUCCUGGUGCUUCGGUUCCGGCAUGAGUGGUGGCGGAGGUAUACGUUUGUCCUUGCUGCUGCCCUGGAUGCCGGGACACAGAUCUGUAAUAUGGCGAUCUUUGUGGUUUUCUCGUUGAUCCUGAAGGGGGCGGUAGAGUUCCCGAGGUGGUUGGGGAAUGAUAUGGUUAACCCUGAGAAGUGUGGGGUGGGGGAUGGGUAUAACUGA